AUGAAGGUGGCUUCGGAAUUGACCAAUGAGCGUAUUCUUGCGCGGCUCAAUGCGUACAACAACUCUAGCCAGGGCUCAGAGUCGGAAUAUGUCUACGUCAACGGCAAACCCAUCACAUGCCGGCGAUGCAAGCGCAAGAGGCUGGUGUCUGAGACGCCUGAACACUUGCAAUUCAAGACGUGCAACCCAUGCCGCGUGAUUGAGCGAGCGCAGAAGCGGCGUGGGUCGAAACACAGCGUCAUCAAAAACAGAGAGGAGUACGACAUGAUCCAGCAGAUUAGAGGCAUGGAGACUGAUUUGGAGUCGGCGACUGCUGUCGACACUCCGCGCACAAAAUCCGAACAGCCACGCGAGACGACACCCGAUGUGCUGCAGUCGUCUACCGCGCCGUCUCCCGAGCAGGCCGAGUCGGGGCUCGAGAAAGACUCGCUGGCCGAGCACGACACUCAGACACAGUCUCUGGCAGACUCGCUGGCCGAGCACGAGCAGCGCAUGCAUUUUCUGCACCAGGCUGCUCCAACUCAAUCACGAACAGGAGCUGCGCAACUUAGUGUUUACGACGAAUGA
Molecule: messenger RNA, 567 nt
Organism: Ogataea polymorpha
Lineage: Eukaryota; Fungi; Ascomycota; Pichiomycetes; Pichiales; Pichiaceae
Exons: 2
Coding region: 1-567 (188 amino acids)
Source: RefSeq, a predicted model, not a curated record